Salvia hispanica is the source of this 450-nucleotide messenger RNA. Lineage: Eukaryota; Viridiplantae; Streptophyta; Magnoliopsida; Lamiales; Lamiaceae. The record is from RefSeq and is a predicted model, not a curated record.
AUGCACGCCGGGCGGGCCCCACCACGGCCCCACCACCGACCCUCGGCCACGCUCGGCCGCCACAUCGCCCGCCGCCUCGUCCAGAUCGGCGCCACCGACGUCUUCUCCGUCCCCGGCGACUUCAACCUCACCCUCCUCGACCACCUCAUCGCCGAGCCCGGCCUCACCAACGUCGGCUGCUGCAACGAGCUCAACGCCGGCUACGCGGCCGACGGAUACGCCCGCGCGCGCGGCGUCGGCGCAUGCGUCGUCACGUUCACGGUGGGCGGCCUCAGCGUGAUCAACGCCAUCGCCGGCGCAUACAGCGAGAAUCUCCCCGUGAUCUGCAUCGUCGGUGGCCCCAACACCAAUGACUACGGCACCAACCGCAUCCUCCACCACACCAUCGGAUUGCCCGAUUUCAGCCAAGAGCUUAAGUGUUUCAAAACAGUCACGUGUUAUCAGUUGUGA